Molecule: messenger RNA, 729 nt
Organism: Quercus robur (English oak)
Lineage: Eukaryota; Viridiplantae; Streptophyta; Magnoliopsida; Fagales; Fagaceae
Exons: 2
Coding region: 1-729 (242 amino acids)
Molecular function (GO): RNA-DNA hybrid ribonuclease activity; nucleic acid binding
Source: RefSeq, a predicted model, not a curated record
AUGGCUACGGCCUUGCUACAUGAUAUGAUGCAUAAUGAGGUAGAGGUGUAUGUCGAUGAUAUGAUAGUGAAAUCCAAGGAUAGGGGAAGCCACAUCAUAAACUUGAGGAAGUUCUUCGAGAGAAUUAAAGAGUAUAGGCUAGGAUUGAACCCCCAAAAAUGUACCUUUGGAGUAACCAUUGGAAAAUUGCUAGGCUUCCUAUAUGUGGCUAAGAAAACUAUCAAAGGAAGUGUCGUGUCAAAUUUUUGUGUCGAGAAUCCUAUAAAGGGGGAAGAUGGUAAAGAAGACUUUCCAAAUGAGAACAUUUUGGAUGUUGAGUUAGGAGCAUGGAAGAUGUACUUUGACGGAGCCAUAAACCAAUAUAGGAAUGGGAUUGGAGUACUCUUGAUCAUUCCCGAGGGAUCUCACAUACCUUUAGCAAUCGAGCUGAACUUUGAAGCGACUAAUAACAUGGCUGAAUAUAAGGCUUGUAUUGCCGGAAUGGAAGCUCUUCAAGAAUUAGGGGUAAAGGAGGCCAAAGUCUUUGGGGAUUCGAAUUUGGUUAUAGCCCAAGCGCAAAAGUUGUGGAAGGUGAAGGAGGAACAUUUGAAACCUUAUCAACAAUACUUGGAGGACUUGACCAAGACCUUUGACAAGAUUGAGUAUACAAUCAUCCCUAGAGCUCAAAAUCAAUUUGCGGAUGUUUUAGCUACUUUAGCCUCCAUGGUAGAAAUACUCGAGGGAGUAUGA